Molecule: messenger RNA, 4437 nt
Organism: Brassica rapa (field mustard)
Lineage: Eukaryota; Viridiplantae; Streptophyta; Magnoliopsida; Brassicales; Brassicaceae
Product: expansin-A24
Biological process (GO): plant-type cell wall organization
Cellular component (GO): extracellular region
Source: RefSeq, a predicted model, not a curated record
CAUUACUAACUAAGAAUUAAGAUAAUUUAAUCAAGGAAGGAUAAAAUCAUGAAGCUCUUACAAAAUAUAUUAUUUGUUCAAGUUUUGAUGAUGGCAAUGGUAAUAUGGAUCGUGCCCAUGACUUAUGGUCAUGGUCAUGGUCAUGGUCAUGGUCAUGGUCACGGUCAUCACGCACCCGUAGCUGGUUGGCUAGAUGCCCGUGCCACAUUUUACGGUGACAUCAAUGGUGGCCAAACUCAUCAGGGAGCCUGUGGAUAUGGUGAUUUACACAAACAAGGCUUCGGUUUAGCCACGGCAGCACUAAGCACCGCACUAUUCAACAAUGGCUACACUUGUGGGGCAUGUUACGAGAUCAAGUGUGCGAAUAGUCCACAGUGGUGUUUGCCCGGAAGCAUCAAGAUCACAGCUACAAACUUCUGUCCACCCGAUCCCAGCAAUAAGAAAGACAGCUGGUGCAACCCACCACAGAAACACUUCGAUCUCUCCCAACCAAUGUUCCUCAAAAUCGCUCAGUACAAAGCCGGGGUUGUCCCAGUUAGAUACAGACGUGUUCAUUGUACCAAGACCGGAGGUGUCAAAUUUGAAAUCAAGGGAAACCCUCAUUUCGUUAUGGUCUUGCCGUACAAUGUAGGAGGAGCCGGAGAUAUUAAGGAAUUGUGUAUUAAGGGAACCAAAACCGAUUGGAUUAAGAUGCAGAAGAACUGGGGACAGAUUUGGAAUAGUGGUGUUGUUAUGACCGGACAAUGCUUGUCGUUUAGGAUCACUACCAGUGAUGGAUCUACGAAAGAUUUUAUGGAUGUGACACCGACAAAUUGGGGAUUUAACGGACAGGCUUUUGAUGGAAAGAUUAACUUUUAGAAAAAGUUGAUGCGAAUUUUGUUAGCGAAUACUUGCAGUUAAAUAAGAGGAGAGGGUUAUUGAUAUAUUGAUAUGUAUUUUUUCCAAUUUUUUAAUUUUUCAUUGUUAUUGGUGUAAAGGUUUUUAUAUUGAUAUGUAUUCUAUGUGGGUUGGUAUAUUGAUAGUAAUAGAGUAAAACACUCGAUUUAAAAAAAAACAAAUAAUGACAUUUUCGUGAAUAAGCCAAACUUAUGAGUGAAUAGGGCAAAUGAAAAUUCUAAAAAAAUCAUGGGUGAGUUUUGUGUUUAACUUUUUGCUUUGAGUCAUAUUUAAAAAAAAAAACCCAAAAUUAGUAAAGCAAUUUCUAAGGGGUGGUCUAAAUGAAAAGAAUCACACAUGAGAUGAUAGCUGAUAACUUAUGUUUUAAUAGUAUAGAUUUUAAUACACGUUUUUGUUUUGUUUUUUUUUUCUUUGUCAUCAACAUUACAGACUCAUAUUGACUCUGUGAACCACACUGGGAGAUCUUGAUCCAUGUGAACUACAAAUGACGUUGCCUUCCUAGCGCUACGGGCUAAGCUAUCCACCUUCUUGUUCUGCGUUCUUGGUACAUAGAUAAUCUCUGCUCGGAAAAAACUCUCUUUCAGGCUGUUUAUAUCCUCCAAAUAACUUGCAAACGCUGGCCAUUCUUCUGGUUCUGAAACCAUCUUCACCAAUUGAGAACAAUCCGUUGCAAACAUAACCUGAAAUUAUCGUAAGUUUUUCAUACAUUCCAUUGCCCAUAGUAAAACUUCCAUCUCCGCAUGAAGAGGAGAGAGGGACGUCCGGACAUUCCUUGCCCCCAUCAAACCCUCAAAUCUUUCUAAAAUAUUGUAUCAACCUUGACCUGAAAAAAUAUCAUUCUCUUUCUAGGAACCAUCCGUAAAACACCAUCUUCUGGGGAUUGACGGAAGAAUCGUAUUCUCUACCUGUGGAGUCCUCUUUUGGAUAUUCAAUAUUGUGCCUCAGCCCAAAGUGUAGAUUCGGUUUCUACCGGUUUAAGGGUAUCCAAUACACGUUUUUGUUUUGAUAAUAAAUGAAUACACGUUUUUGUUUUAAUAAUAAAUGAGUUUUUGCAAUUAUAUUCUAUAUUAAACAGAGUAAUAUAUGAUUAGUUAAUAAAACGAACAUGAAUUGAAAUAUUGAAAUUAUUUCAGUUUGCGUAGUAUCUAAAAUUAAGGCAAACUGGCGACUACAUAUUUUGGAAAUUUUAUAGAUUUUAUAAAUAUUUUGUGGGACUAAAUAACAUUAUGAGUAUCCAAAAUUCUAUCAGAAAAUUUAAUACGUUAUAAUUCAAAUGGCUGCCAACAAAUAAGGCAAUCAAACCAAAAUCUUGUUUUUCCAAAACAGUUUGCUUCAAAUUUACAAAUAUUCUAUUUACUUUAAUCCAUAUAAUAUUGUGGUUUAUUAAGCUAUAUCAUAGGAAGUAUUUUUUUUAUUGAAUUAAAUAAUGAAAAGACAAUAAAAACUUAAAAUUAGGUUUAUUAAUUAUUUUAGUGGCAUAAGAGUGUAAAUAAAUUGUAAUUCUAAAGGAUAAUUUUUAUAUGUACUUCUAUUUUUACUGUAUAUCUCAUAUAUAUUAAAAAUAAGCAUUGUCAUUUAAUGCUUUCACACUACAUUGGACACGUGACAACAUCACAUUACUUUAAAAAUACGGAAGCUGACGUGUCUUCUUAAUAGAGUUUCUCACAAUAAUAUUUCCUAUUUUGCUUACAAUUAAACACAACCACGUUUUCAUUUAGCUCAUGCCAAUGGACAUGAUGAGAAGCUCAUUUUGCUCAUAUCAAGUCGCAUAUCCGAUUGCAGAAAAUUGAACUAAUUUUUUUAAGACUUUAUAAAUUCAUUUUUGUAAAUGAGAUAUCUCAAUCUCGACAAAAGGUACGAGAGAGGAGAGAAAGUGAGUCUUAAAAAAGGCCGAAAAAAACCAGCAACAUAUAUAAAGAGCUCAACAAGAGUGCUUUCUCCAAAACAAAACAGAGGCCACUACCAUUCAAGAGAGCCUGCUACUUUGAAAGGCUUCUAUGAGUUCAGUCUGGUGCAACGGCUAUAGAUGCUUCUUUGUGGAUUAAUUGGUUCAAGCACGACUAGCCAGCACGCGUUAUAUAAGACUAAUAAUGUUGGUCACGAGUAACGCUGAGAGAGAUAGCAUCAACGCAGCGGAUCCCUUCACUAUAAAUGAAAGCAAUGCUCUAGAGUCUGAAGCUUUAAAGUUGUCUUCGAAUGGAAGAGAGUAGAGCUUCAAACUGAUGAAAAGCUUAUAUCGGCAGAAUCGCUUCACGUGCAAUGCUAUUCAAAGACCACUUUCUAGAUAUGGAGUGUUGCGAAGCACUCAACUGCCCAGAAAAAAACUUAGAAGGUCUGCUAAUUAGUAACUAAAAGCAGCUAAGAAAUCAAGUUCUCGAAAACUAUGUGGGAUGAGAUUUUGUUGAUGUUGUAGCUUAUGAUCCUACGUGCAAGAUUUUGUCAGCUAAGAAAUCUGGUUCUCGACACAGGGCACACCUUUUAUUUCAGUCAUAGCUUAUGAUCCUACGUGCAAGAUUUUGUCAGCUAAGAAAUCAUGUUCUCAACACAGGGCACAACUUUUGUUUCAGUCAGAGCUUAUGAUCCUACGUGCAAGAUUUUAUUGAUGUUUUGCAUUUUGGAGUUCGUUCUGUGAGGUUGAUUAUUCAUGCAUGCAAGAUUUUGUAUUUAAAAGAUUGAAAAUGAUCAAUUGUCGUACACGAAAUUUAUAUUAUUAUGGUUAAGACUAUUAUACCGAAAUACAAAAUUGGUGUUUGUAAUACCGAAGGAACUGCUGCAUGUGUGUUUGGACAAUAUUUUGCUACAUUGAGUGAUUGGCAAAGUUGAUUAACGAUAGGAGAUUUGCAUAUAUUUCAAACCUGUAGUUUAUGGCAAUAUAUAUAUAUAUAUAUAUAUAUCAAAGUGUGAUGAGCAAGGUACAAACAUAUGACAUUUAAUUCAUAUUUUUCAGAGAUACAAUGUGACUUGAAUUAAGAUUAUUAGACCUAUAUAAGACUCACUUCUCCUAUUCUUUUUAGUUAUAACAUAAACGCGAGACCUAAGCAAACUUAACUCAUUCUUCUAAAUGGCUGUGAUAACUGUUGUAUCUGAUUUGAAACCAUUUAAGUCUAUGUGAAAUAUUACGGUGAAAAUCAUACGUGUGUGGAAGCAGUAAUCUGCUGCUUGCGGCAUAACGAAAUAUCAUUGCAAGUGAGGAUUCUAAUUCAGACAUUAUAUAUAAUAUUUUUAUUUUUAAAUCUUUAUUUCACCAUCAACCAAAUUAGAAUGAAAUAUUUGUCUUUAUAAUUUUCUUUUGUUUUCUUCGACAAUGAUCUAGAUUUGAUUUUAUUAUGAAUUUGUUUAGAAAUUAAAAUAAAAAAUUGGUUGACAUUAAAAUUGUCUAAAAUUCAUAUAACAUGAAACCAAACAAAUACUAAUAGCCUUUCAUCUAUAACAAAAAGAAAAUCAAAAACCUCAAACAUUUUAACCGAACAAACAAAAAUAAAUAUGAUUUUAAAAUGUAGGUAUAUAAUAGGAUAUUAAAACCCGGAAAACAACCCAAAA